Messenger RNA from Arachis stenosperma, 1080 nucleotides. RefSeq names its product TMV resistance protein N-like. The coding region runs from base 206 to 751 and encodes 181 amino acids. Gene Ontology annotation, biological process: signal transduction. The record is from RefSeq and is a predicted model, not a curated record. Lineage: Eukaryota; Viridiplantae; Streptophyta; Magnoliopsida; Fabales; Fabaceae. The transcript is spliced from 3 exons.
CUGACCAUCUCCACCAGUAUUUUAUUAACCUCGGUGCAUUGAAAAUGGUCGACUUAGGUUACAUUCAUAUAAAGUUUGGAGACUAAAUUAUUAAAUCAAGACUGCAAGUUUAGGGACCAGGUCAACGGGUUUUGGUCUUUUAUUUUUGUCAUCGGCAAGUCGUCUUCUUCACUUGUAGAGUCACAGAAACCAUUCCAUCUGAUCCAUGUCAUCCACAUCCAGAAGCACUCCCAACCCAAGAUGGAUCUACGAUGUGUUCUUGAAUUUCAGGGGCAGAGACACUCGUGCAAUAUUCGUUUCUCAUCUAUACAACUCUCUCACAAAUGCAGGGAUUUAUGUUUUCAAGGAUAACGAGGAGCUUCCCCUGGGAGGGCAGAUCUCUGAGUCACUUUUACAAGCAAUCCAAGUUUCUAACAUCGCUAUUAUUGUUUUCUCAAGAAACUAUGGGAACUCAAAAUGGUGUCUAAAAGAGCUGGAGAAAAUCAUGGACUGUCGCAGAACCAAACGUCAGGUGGUGAUCCCCGUUUUCUAUAACAUAGAUCCUUCAGAUGUUGGUUACCAGAAGGGCGCGUUUGGGAAAGCUUUUCAACAACUUAGGAAAAGAGUCUCAAACCAUGAAAUCAGAGUCUGGGAGAAAAUUCUCGGUGAAGCUAGCAAAUUGUCCGGAUUUCAUCUGAAUAAUUCCAGAUUUUCGUGCGUCGAUAAGAAUAUUCGUGGCCUUCCAAUUUUCAAGACGUUGACCCGAAAAUAAUCACUAGAAUUGAUCUAGUAGUGAGGGAUUUCAGUAUUAUGCAUGAUGUUUUAGACUCAAACCUAAUUGCUAUCAGGUAAAACAGAAAGUUGGUUAUUCAUAUAAAAAUGUCACCUGAAGAUAAUAGCUAAGAGGUAGUUAGUCAUGUUCUUAACUAGGUGACUUCUGUGAUGGCCAUCUUUGUUCCAUGGCUAACGUGGCUACAAGUGACUGACAAAUCACAAGUGACUGACAAAUCACAAUGAGACACGUGAAAGAUAGAAUAUUUGCUGACCAUGAUUUUGACCGGUGUGGUAAAUGUUUUUAUUUUUUUGUCUUGGCUUCUCACU